ACACCAAAUGAAGGGGAACAUGGCAGCUGGCGUCCGUGUUCAGCAUGGGUUAUUAAGCAGAAAAACAUCACUGCUUUACAGUCUUCCCAGAAAGAUAGCACCGAACAGAGUUUGCAUCCAAAGAGCGGCUGAAAUACAGACUGUGAGAGCGUCAACAAACACCGCAGGCGAGGCUCAGCACAAUGAGAAGUACUGUCUGGACCUGGUCAGGUCCAGGGACUACGAGGGUUUUUUGUCGUGUCUCCUCCUCCCUGAGGAGGCGCGACGCUCCUCUUUGGCUCUGAGAGCCUUUAAUGUGGAGCUGGCACAGGCAGGUGAAGGACUCAGUUUCCCAGAAGACUAUUGGUCUGAUGCGAAUGCAGUUCUGGAAGACAACCAUAGACGAGAUCUACAGAGAUGACCCACCGAACCAGCCAAUCAGCACUGAGCUGUGGAGGGCAGUGAGGACACAUGGCCUAACAAAAAGAUGGCUGACAAGGAUUGUUACAGAGAGAGAAAAGGAUCUGGAUGACAGAGCCUACAGGAACAUUCAGGAACUUGAGAAGUAUUCAGAGAACGCACAGUCUUCACUAUUAUACCUGCUGCUGGAGUGCUUGGGCGUGAAAAAUGUCCACGCAGAUCACGCAGCGAGUCACAUUGGAAAAGCUCAGGGAAUCGUCACGUGUCUCAGAGCGACUCCACACCACAGUAGCCGGCGGAAAGUCUACCUACCCAUGGAUAUAUGCAUGCUGCACGGAGCUUCUCAGGAGGACUUCAUCCGUGGCAGCCGGGAGAAGAACGUUCGAGAUGUUGUGUACGACAUCGCUAGUCAGGCUCAUGUGCACCUUGAACAUGCGCGAUCAUUUAGCCACAACGUUCCAGCAGCUGCAACCCCGGCCUUCAUUCACACUGUCGUGUUAGAAGACUAUCUGCAGAGAGUAAGGAAAGCUGAUUUUGAUGUUUUCCACAAGAGCCUGCGGAACAGAAACCCACUGCUCCCUUUCCAGCUGUACCUCCGUUCCUGGAAGAAGACCUACUGAUUCCAGCUCUCCCAGUUCAACCAGUUUGACUCUAAGCAACCUGCAGAUCUGCCAGACCACGACUUCACCCUUUGAGAUUCUGGUCUCAGAAUGCUAAUUAGCAGGUUAAUAAAGCCACACAGACUCAGUCAGACAUCAGCACUGGCACUGAGAUCCUCACGCUUAGUGAAACUACAGACCACAACUGGCUGGUUUUUGUUCUCACCAGCUUUGCAACAUCAAUAGCAACCUGCAGCUUUUACAUGGGAUGCUGCUCCUAAUCUAAUCACACUCCUCAGUCUCAAAGUAUAACUUAAUAGUUUUGACCAUACAAAGUUUUCCAACUGUGAAAUCCUGACUAACACAGUUAAGAGAGUCUCUCUGUUUUCUUUCCUCUCCUACAUGAAAAACCCUUCCAGGCUGCCGAGGACAAAAUAACCAAGUGUUUUGAUGCCGUUUUGUUCCUGGAUGUUGAAGGUCCUGCACAAAAGAGCAACAUUAAUUUGAAAGAACAGGAUCUCAGGAUAAUAAAGCAAAUUAUGUGAGUGCAGGGAGCUCCAAAUACAAAACAUUUUAUCUACGAGAAAUAGAAAUUACCCCCGUAGAGAGCAGUCUGAAGUUUCCUACUACACAAAGACACUCAGACCAAUCUCACUGUGUGGGGCUGUUACAGCAGCUGGUAUCAACCCAGAGGUACUGUGGAUAGAAAUAAAAACUAGUCUUUUACACUGAUGCCCUGGUGAAACCAUGAAGGAAAUUGUCACUAACCUACUGUCCUGAAAUAAAAUCAUGUAUUUUGUAUAUGUAAUAUUAAAAACCAACAGUAUCUCUAAAUAA
Molecule: messenger RNA, 1835 nt
Organism: Girardinichthys multiradiatus
Lineage: Eukaryota; Metazoa; Chordata; Actinopteri; Cyprinodontiformes; Goodeidae
Gene: ndufaf6
Product: NADH:ubiquinone oxidoreductase complex assembly factor 6
Exons: 9
Coding region: 294-1019 (241 amino acids)
Biological process (GO): mitochondrial respiratory chain complex I assembly; biosynthetic process
Cellular component (GO): mitochondrion
Source: RefSeq, a predicted model, not a curated record